AUGGUCGAUUAUUUACUGCUCGCCGGGGUAGAGCUCUUCACGGAGAGCAACGCCGAGUUCCUGGCGGAGACCCUCGAGGGCCUCAAGGUAUUGCUUGUACUGGUCCUGGGUCUCGACCUUGGCCUUGAUACCUAUUCGGACGAGCCGUGUGAGUUUAUGACUGUUUCACAGAGUCAUGACAAAAUGCAGGGGAAGAUAUGGGGAUGCGCACCCUCGAAGACACGGACAGCGGUGGGGAAGUCGUUGACGCGGCGAGCGGCCCUGAGAGCGGCGGAGAGGACCUCAACGGAAGGGACGAGAUCGCUGGAUGAUUAUAAAACCGAGAACCAAGUGGACAUCCUGGACACCGUCGAAUUCCUUCUCGAAUCUAUUGCGUUGCAAGCGCAUCAGGAGAUUACGGCCAACCGGAUCGAGCCCCUGCUGUCGUUGUUCGAGGCUCGCUCUCGGCUCGUCGCAGGCUCAAUGGCUGGCUGGUUGGGCUGGCAUACCUGGCAGAGAACUCCUCGAUUGCGUAAUGCAAUUCUCAUUACAUUGUCCCUGUCAAGAACAGUCUUCCAGACCAUGAUUCAGAUUAUCGUACGUUUGUAUAAUUUAAAACUAUAUACUAUAGUUUUCCUCUAUGGUUCCGAGGGGGAGACCAGGCUAUCGAGUAUAUACAUAGCAACGAAGGUCGAAUUAUAUGUGAACCAAGCUGCGUUGGACAAGCACCGGGCAGCACCUUACUUCCAGGAUCUCAUCAAGAAGGCUCCGGAGCUGUUAGGCAAACCCUUGGAACUCAAGGUUGGCAGUGAGUUGCUCCAGGAAUCUGCGCAGGUUGUCCGGGUGUAG
Messenger RNA from Aspergillus oryzae RIB40, 828 nucleotides. Its product is annotated as putative quinol monooxygenase. The transcript is spliced from 6 exons. The record is from RefSeq and is a predicted model, not a curated record. Lineage: Eukaryota; Fungi; Ascomycota; Eurotiomycetes; Eurotiales; Aspergillaceae. Bases 1 to 828 code for a protein of 275 amino acids.